AAAAAUUAAUUGCUGGAUUAUAUAUACAUACGCAGGCACAACUCGAAAACACUGCAUCAUCAUCUUCUACCUGCCUCCUCCCUCUCUAAUCUUCUAUUUUUCCCUAUUGCAGUCUGCAAGUGGGUUUUUCUUUUCUUGAAAAACACGACUUUUUUCUGGACUUUCUUGAAUUCUAAUCUGGGUUUUGCUCGUCUUGUUGGAAAGUCCCAUCCUUUUUACUCGGUUAUCUGAGUUGUCUUCUGAAAAACAGCAGACAUGUCUACUCUUGUAAAUCGCAGUGGUGAUGAUGAAUUCUACACUGGCAGCUCAUUAUGUUCUGCGGAUUUAGGCCUUAUCUUAUCCCUCGGUUAUACCGAUGUUUACUGCCCACCUAAGAAGCGGGCCCGACUCCCUUGUUCGUUCAUCGUUGAAGAACAUGAAAAGAAACCAUCGAUCGAAAUCCUUCCCGACGAGUGCUUGUUUGAGAUCUUUAGGCAUCUGCGUGGAAGUCGUGAAAGGAGUGCUUCUGCUUGUGUUUCCAAGCGCUGGCUCAUGCUAUUGAGUAGUCUCCGCAGUUCUGAAAUAUGCAAGGGCAGGGACCACCUAUUUGAAGAAAAAUGUUCUGAAAUUGAGCAUGGACACCUAACUAGGUCUCUGGAAGGAGAAAAGGCUACAGAUAUUAGUCUUGCCGCCAUUGCUAUUGGGACUUCGAGCUGUGGUGGACUCGACAAGCUUUCUGUCAGAGGGAGGAACUUUACGAACAUUGGUUUAUCAGCAAUUGCACGGGGUUGUCCUGACCUCAAGGCCCUCUCCCUAUGGAAUGUGCCUUCCGUUGGAGAUGAAGGUCUUAUAGAGAUCGCAAACGAAUGCCAUUCAUUGGAGAAGCUCGAUCUUUGUCAAUGUCCUGUAAUUUCUAGUAAAGGUCUAGUUGCAAUUGCCGAAAAAUGUAAUCUAACUUCUUUAACGAUUGAAUCAUGCCCUAAUAUAGGGAAUGAAGGACUCCAAGCCAUUGGAAGGCACUGUACUUUAUUGCAGUCGAUAACCAUCAAGGACUGCCCUCUUGUUGGAGAUCAGGGUGUUGCCACUCUUCUAUCAACGAGUCCUUCCGUCCUAACAAGAGUUAAACUUCAAGGUUUAAAGAUCACAGAUUUCUCACUUGCUGUCAUCGGACAUUAUGGGAAGGCAAUCUCAUCCCUUGCUCUUGGUUCACUUCAGAACGUGAGCGAAAAAGGUUUCUGGGUAAUGGGUAAUGCUCAAGGUCUGAAGGCUGUAACUUCUUUGACGAUCACUUCAUGUAGGGGAACGACAGAUGUUAGUCUCGUAGCUUUGGGCAAAUGUUGUUCGAACCUGAAACAUACGAGCCUACGCAAGUGUUGCUUCGUGUCUGACCAUGGACUGGUCGGAUUCACCAAUGCUGCUUCUGGAACCCUAGAAAGCUUGCAGUUGGAAGAAUGCAAUGGGAUCACUCAAAUAGGGGUUCUCAACGCACUUUCUAAUUGUGAUAAGUUAAAGUCACUUUCUUUGGUAAAAUGCAUCAGUAUAAAGGAUAUAAUGACAGAAAUGCCCUUGUUACUGCCUCCAUGCAAAUCUCUGAAGUCAUUGUCCAUCCAAAAUUGCCCUGGCUUUGGCAGUACAAACUUGGCUAUGGUGGGGAAGCUCUGUCCUCAAUUACUCCACCUGGACCUCAGCGGACUGUGCGGGAUAACAGAUGCCGCUCUUCUCUCCCUUCUAGAGAGUUCUGAGGCAGGACUGGUCAAGGUCAACCUCACUGGUUGCCUAAAUCUCUCAGAUGAGGUGGCAUUUGCCCUGUCGAGGUGGCACCGUCAGACACUUAAAGUGCUAAAUCUUGACGGCUGCAUGAAGAUGACAGAUAAGAGCUUAGUGGCACUGGCUGACACCUGUCCCUUUCUUAAUGACCUCAGAUGUUUCAAAAUGUUCUAUAUCUGAUUCCGGUGUGGCUGCUUUAUCUCGUGGUAUACAGAUGAAUUUGGAGAUUCUUUCCCUCUCAGGUUGCUUUAUGGUAUCAAACAAGAGUGUUUCUUCCCUUAGAAAAUUGGGGAAGAAUCUGCUCGGUUUGAAUCUCCAACAUUGUAAAGGCAUGAGCACUACUGCCAUUGAACUUCUAGUGGAGAACUUGUGGAAGUGUGAUAUCCUUUUUUAAGACUAUAUAAGGUGUUCCGGUAUGAAGUCGUGUACCACAUUGGAAAAAGAAGAGAGUAUCCAAUUUACUCCAUACAUUGAGGCCUUUCGAAAAGUAUCCAAAAACAAAUCCAUGCAGGCUUGGCCCAAAGGGGGCAUUGCACUUAAAAGGGAUUCAUGGGUUAAUGAUACUCCAACGUCUGAGCUGUAUUAAUCAUGAAGCUCUAGCAUAAAGUUUUCCAUGUGUCUUUUUGCAGGCUUAUCGAAAGUCCUGUUAGAACUCUUCAGGUUCUGUGAUAGGCUUGGGGGACAGCAACAGCCUAUUCAAUACUUCAAUAAGAUGUACAAGAGGAGAAAUAAGUAGUAUUAUUACUUAACUAUAUAAUAGCUAGUUCGGUUGGUCCCUGCGUGGACAAUGAGCUAUAAAUAGUAAGUAGAGAACAAAAUAAGGCAGGUUGUUAUUUUGUCAUUGGCUGGUAGCUUGGAGAUUGGGCAUCUCGAACUGUCCCACCCUUGUACCCCUUUACCGACUUUCUCUCUCUCUCAAUAAACUGAU
Molecule: messenger RNA, 2674 nt
Organism: Cuscuta europaea
Lineage: Eukaryota; Viridiplantae; Streptophyta; Magnoliopsida; Solanales; Convolvulaceae
Source: the annotation of a GenBank genome assembly